Molecule: messenger RNA, 1086 nt
Organism: Atta colombica
Lineage: Eukaryota; Metazoa; Arthropoda; Insecta; Hymenoptera; Formicidae
Exons: 2
Coding region: 422-748 (108 amino acids)
Source: RefSeq, a predicted model, not a curated record
UCACGGGCGUUCUUGACGGAGCCACCGACGCGAACGCGCGCGGGGGCGGGGAAAAGGAAGGAGAAAGGGGGAGAGACGACACUACUCUUUCUCUCUCUCUCUCUCUCUUUCUCUCUUUCUCUCGUUCUCGCUUUCGCUCUCUCGAACGAGAUCUCUCUACUCCCUCGGUCCUCCUUCUCAGGGCGGUCCCCUUCUCGCACCCCGGGGGGAAGGGGGGAGAGGGUAGGCGCGACCGUGCACUCGCGGGUGCACGCGAGUAUCGACGAGCGGCGGGGAGUGGAGAGAUAGAAGAGAGAGGUGGGGAGAGGGGGUGAUCCCUCGUCGAGCUCUCUCUUAGCGAGCUCGCGGGCUCGCUUCGGGAUCGCUGGACCACGACGGGACCACGCGCGAGCCGCACGAUGACAACGAUGGCCGAUUUUAGAUGGCGAUAACUCGAUUCUGUUGCUUGACAGGAAUGAAGUUGACCACGAGUCGGAGCGGAGCGAGUCCUUCCCGCGAGCGCGCGGCACUACACCACGAUUUUACGGGCAGUAGUUGGAGAGCGAGGGACAGUGAUGAUCUCGAGACAGCGCCGACGGUGAUAGUGGUGGUGGUGGUGGAGACGGCGGUGUGGAUGAUGUGGAGUAAUACAACGACGACGGCGACGGCGACGACGGCGGUGGCAACGGCAGCGACGGCGGCGGCGACGACGACGGCGACGACGNCGACGAUGACGGCGACGACGGCGACGUGGAUCGGGACACCGUAAUGACACGAAGCACCGCGACACGUAACCGCGAACACCGACACUCGCGGUCGAGGCACCACGCCGCUAAAUUUUAUCUACAAGAUGUCUGUCUCUCUGCUUCUCCGCGGCGCGCACACUGACGGCUCCUCGGCGGGCAGGAGAACGGUCGCGCAACCCGCCGCGCGCAGCGAUCAUUCGAGACAGCCGAUUGGCUGUGCUGCCACCAGCUGCCGCCACCAGCUGCCGCCACCCGCGCGUCCAUCGCUCGCCGUCCGUGCCAGCUACAAUGAAAUAGCGAGGCGCCACUGACUGACCGCGAGUUCUCUCAUCGAUACUUUCCGUUCUUCCGCUCUUCGUUC